UCCCGCGCUGUCCCCUUUCCCGCAGUGUCCCCAAAGCCAACAGUGUCCCCUGUCCCGCGCUGUCCCCUGUCCCGCAGUGUCCCUGUGACCAGCGGUGUCCCCUGUCCCUCGCUGUCCCUGUCCCUCGCUAUCCCCUGUCCCUCGCUGUCCCUAUCCCGCGCUGUCUGUCCCGCAGUGUCCCUGUGACCAGCAGUGUCCCCUGUCCCUCGCUGUCCCCUGUCCCUCGCUGUCCCCGUCCCGCGCUGUCCCCUGUCCCGCAGUGUCCCUGUGACCAGCAGUGUCCCCUGUCCCGCGCUGUCCCCGCGAUGCCGUUCGGGGCGGUGCUGGCGCAGGUCGGGGGCCUGGGCCGGUUCCAGGUGCUGCAGACGGCGCUGCUGGCGGUGCCCAUCCUGCUCAUGGCGAGCCACAACCUGCUGCAGAACUUCACUGCUGCUGUCCCCCCGCACCGCUGCCGCGUCCCCUCUGUCCCCAGCGCCACCCCCGCUGUCCCCAGCGCCACCCCCGCCGUCCCCAGCGCCACCCCGCCACCACCCGGAGCCACCCCCGAUGCCACCUCAGCAGCGUCUCGUGACACCUUGAGAGGCCCCGACACCGUCCCGAGGUCUCCUGGUGGCACCUCGGGGUCACCCGGUGCCACCCUGAGGUCCCCCAAUGGCCCCGGUGCCACCCACGUCACCCUCGAUGGCACCGUGACCCCCGAUGGCUCCUGGGGGUCCUCCAAUGACACCCUGGGACCCGCCGGUGCCACGCUGGGGUGGUCCAAUGUCACCCCGGGCUCCCUCGAUGUCACCCUGGGCUCCUGCCGGCGCUAUGUGGCCUCGCCCCCUGCCAAUGUCACCGGCGGUCCCCGCGCCACCGAGCCCUGCCGGGACGGGUGGGACUACGACCGCAGCGUCUACGUGUCCACCAUUGUCACCGAGUGGGACCUGGUCUGUGGCUACCGGCAGCUGCGGCAGAUGGCCCAGUCCAUCUACAUGGCCGGGGUCCUGGUGGGCGCCCUGGUCCUGGGGGGCCUCUCGGACAGGUUUGGGCGCAAGGCCAUGCUGAUGUGGUCCUACCUGCAGCUGGGGGUGAUGGGGACGUGCACGGCCUUCGCCCCCAACUACGCCUCCUACUGCGUCUUCCGCUUCGCCGGCGGGAUGGCGCUGUCCGGCUUCGGCCUCAGCAUCGCCUGCCUGGUGGUGGAGUGGAUCCCCACCCCGUACCGCGCCAUCACCGUGGCCAUCACCGGCUUCGCCUACACCCUGGGCCAGAUCAUCCUGGCCGGGGUGGCCUACGCCGUCCCCCACUGGCGCUGGCUGCAGCUCUCCGUGUCCCUGCCCUUCUUCGUCUUCCUCUUCUACUCCUGGUGGCUGGCGGAGUCGGCGCGGUGGCUGGUGCUCUCGGGCAGGGCCGAGCGCGCCGUGAGGGUCCUGCAGCGCGUGGCCGCCUUCAACAACCGCAGCGAGGAGGGCGAGAAGAUCACGGUGGAGAUGUUGAAGUCCAACAUGAAGGAGGAGCUGGCGGCGCUGAAAUCCUCCUACACCGUCUCCGACCUGGUCCGGACCCCCGUGAUCCGCCACAUCUUCUUCUGCCUCUCCAUCGUCUGGUUCUCCAUCAGUUUCUCCUACUACGGCCUGGCCAUGGACCUGCAGAACUUUGGGGUCAGCAUUUACCUCAUCCAGGUGAUUUUCGGCGCCGUUGACUUCCCGGCCAAGGUGGUGGUCACCGUGUCCCUGAGCUACGUGGGCCGGCGGCUCUCGCUCGUGGUGGCCUUGUUCUUGGCAGGGCUGGUCAUCGUGGCCAACAUCUUUGUGCCCACAGCGUCGCGGUGUCCCCGCAGAGCUGCAGACGGUGCGCACGGCGCUGGCCGUCAUCGGCAAGGGCUGCCUCUCCGCCUCCUUCAACUGCGUCUUCCUCUACACCACCGAGCUCUACCCCACCCCCAUCAGACGGGGCUGGGCUUCGGCAGCACCAUGGCGCGCGUGGGCGGCAUCGUGGCGCCGCUGGUGAAGAUGAUGGAUGAGUAUUACCCCUUCCUGCCCCCCACCGUCUACGGCGUGGCGCCCGUGGUGGCGGCCGUGACGGCCGCGUUCCUGCCCGAGACCCUCAACGCGCCCCUGCCCGACACCAUCGAGGAGGUGGAGAACAGGCCCAAGCGGCGGCCGGCCGGUGACCCCAAGGAGAAGAUCGCGCUCCAGCCCCAGGACGGGCCCCCCCUGAAGGAGGCCUGAGGGACCCCGGGGGUGGCCACAGUGCCCCAGCCCUGGCCACCAGUGGCCACCACCCCAGGGGUCCCCUCAGCUCGAGGGGGGAUGGGGGACACCUCGGUGGCGCCCGGUUGGGGCGGGGACAUCUGGGCAGGAAUAAAACAGCUCUGGUGGGGA
Messenger RNA from Catharus ustulatus (Swainson's thrush), 2366 nucleotides. Its product is annotated as solute carrier family 22 member 6-A-like. Gene Ontology annotation, molecular function: transmembrane transporter activity. NCBI's taxonomy places the organism in Eukaryota, Metazoa, Chordata, Aves, Passeriformes, Turdidae. Gene Ontology annotation, cellular component: membrane. The transcript has 10 exons. The coding region runs from base 306 to 2213 and encodes 635 amino acids. The record is from RefSeq and is a predicted model, not a curated record. Gene Ontology annotation, biological process: transmembrane transport.